CAUAUGGGAGCUCUCAGUCGCACUCACUCUUUCUCAUAAACCGACUCAACAAAUCAGCACAUCUCGCCUUAGGUAGUUUAACACGGGAUUCGAACUAUCACUCAAGUCAACUCGAUUAAGUCAGCCAGCCGCAAGACAUCAAUAUCUCACGCUUGAAAGAACUUCACAUCUGAAUUCUCUGCUCCCACCUCUACCCCAUCUCAUCUGAGAGAGCCUCAAAACAUCAUGCCCAUCACAAUCCUAACCCCCAAACCCUCCCGACCGAUCAACGACCGCGAAGAAGAUGUCUCCGACACCUCUUCGAUAUCAGACUCCGAGUCCGGCGGCGUCGAUCUAGACGGCGACCUGCCCAUGACAAGCCGCCCUCACAAACGCGCGCGCAUCACCACCAUCACCACCACCACCACGACUUCCUCCGUCUCCGCCUCUGGAGGCGACAUAGUCACCCCGGGCGAACUCAUAACCGACGACCCGCAAUGGAUGCGCGGCCACGGCACCUACGUGACUCCCGGCACGACCUCCAUCGUCUCCUCGGUCGCGGGGACCAUCAGCCGCACGAACAAGCUGCUCUCGGUGCGGCCGCUACGCGCGCGCUACACGCCCGAGGUCGGCGACCUCGUGGUGGGGCGCAUCGUCGAGGUCCAGGCCAAGCGGUGGCGCGUCGAUGUCGGGUCGACCCAGCUUGCCGCCCUGCCGCUCAGCGCCAUCAACCUGCCCGGCGGCAUCCUGCGGAAGCGGACCGAGACGGACGAGCUGCAGAUCCGGACCUUUUUCGCCGAGGGGGACUUGCUCGUCGCCGAGGUGCAGCAGUUGUUUGGCGACGGCGGCGCGGUGCUGCACACGCGGUCGCUGAAGUACGGCAAGCUGCGGAACGGCGUCUUUGUCGCCGUUAGUGGGAUGGGCGGCGGGGGAGGCGUGGUCAGGAGUCGGCGGCAGGUGUGGACGAUGGAUGCGGCGAAUGGCGGGGGCCAGAUUGACGUUGUGCUUGGGGUGAACGGCUAUGUUUGGAUUAGCAAGCAUGUUGAGACGCCCGAGGCCGAGAAUAAGGCGGCGGGUAUCACGAAUAUGGAGGAGAGCGUCAGCACGACCAUGUACUCGAGCCAGAACGAUCGGAUUGAGGUGGAGACUAUGAGGGAGAUUGCGAGGUUACGGGGAGUUGUGACGGCACUGGUAGAAAACGGGCUACGUGUGGAUGAGGAUAUGGUUGUGAGGGGCUAUCACGAGGCGGUUGAGAUGGCCAUGGUGUCGGCGGAGGGCGCGGACGACAUCUAUCUCGGCGGAGAGAGGGGGGAGCAGCUGGCUGCAGCUCUUACGGGGCAAUGAUGAUCAGGAUUCCUAAGUUAGAGAAAACAAGCGGAUAUCUGACAAAGGAGAGCACCGUAUACUCGGUGGGAAGUCCCUGAAUGUGAGCUGCCGCAGCCCGAUCCGUUACUUCCGAUUACUUGACAUGAAGAAGAGGGCCUACGCAUGCCCUUGGUAUCUCUUGGAUCGAAGAAUAAACGAGAUGAUAUGGUGAAACCGCACGAAUAA
Messenger RNA from Chaetomium strumarium, 1530 nucleotides. RefSeq lists its product as uncharacterized. The transcript has a single exon. The record is from RefSeq and is a predicted model, not a curated record. Gene Ontology annotation, biological process: poly(A)-dependent snoRNA 3'-end processing; CUT catabolic process; exonucleolytic trimming to generate mature 3'-end of 5.8S rRNA from tricistronic rRNA transcript (SSU-rRNA, 5.8S rRNA, LSU-rRNA). Gene Ontology annotation, molecular function: RNA binding. The coding region runs from base 226 to 1323 and encodes 365 amino acids. Lineage: Eukaryota; Fungi; Ascomycota; Sordariomycetes; Sordariales; Chaetomiaceae. Gene Ontology annotation, cellular component: cytoplasmic exosome (RNase complex); nuclear exosome (RNase complex).